Messenger RNA from Macrosiphum euphorbiae (potato aphid), 402 nucleotides. Lineage: Eukaryota; Metazoa; Arthropoda; Insecta; Hemiptera; Aphididae. The record is from the annotation of a GenBank genome assembly.
AUGGUAAAAGCCUUAAAAAAAAAAGCGACAAAAUAUCCGGCCAAACGAUUGAUAAUUAAACCAAACCAAAUAGAUGAUAAAUUUAUUGGUAAAAAAAAUAUUGACGCAUUUAUAACAGAAGAAAGCUUAAAACUAUUUUCCCGAUUUAACAUUGAUGACGGAUUCUUAAAACAUGAUCCGACUUUUUGGGAAUCUAGUGAAAGUUACAUAAAUGGUAAAAAAAUUAUUAAUUCAUUAAAAAUAGUUAACGAUACUGCAGAGAGAGCCGUGAAGUUGAUGGAAGAAUACAAUUCUACACUCACAUUAGAUGAAGAACAAAAACAAUUUAUACUAAAAUGUGUACAAGAACAUCGGAAAAUUUAUCCAGAUUGUAAAAAAAGCACCUUACAACAACAAUAUUAA